UAGCUCCCUGCAUGGCCAUACAAAAGAGUUGACAAUCCUGCCCGAACGCAAAUGCGGAGCUAAACAAAAACCAAAAAACUCAAGAAUCGGCUGAAAAACCCAGGGGAUUACGAGUGAGCCAUGGACACGGAGGAGGGAAAGCGAGGCCGCGGUCGUGGCCGUGGCACCAGGGCGCGUGGGCGUGGACGGGGCCGUGGACGCGGUCGUGGCAAGAAAAUCGACGACAGCAGUAUCGCCGAUGCCGCCGCAGCCGCAGCCCUGGCAGCCAGCAGUUGUGCAGCCCUGGAGGACAGUCCCGGGCGAUUGGAGCCAUCCGAGGAUUCGGUGAUGCAGGACCUGGACAAGGAGGGCGACAUGGAGGCGGUCAACGCCCUCGAAGAGCCCACACUGCCGCAGGGCGCACAAGGAACCAUCGCAGUGGGCGAGGAGAUGACGCCACCGGCGCCGCAGCCACAGGUCCUGCAGCAGGUGCCGCCGCCUGUGCUCAGCCAGACAAUUGACAUGGAGGCGGACAUAUCGCAGCUGGAGGCGCCCACCUUCACCACACUAUCUCGCGGACCUCCCGAGCCAAUGCUGCGCCUGAAGUGGAACCACAAGGUGAGCCUGAUCGGCGAGAAGGUGCUCAACCCGAUGAUCCAUUGCUGCGAUCAGUGCGACAAGCCGAUUCUCGUCUACGGACGCAUGAUACCCUGCAAGCAUGUCUUUUGCCUCAAGUGCGCCCGCGCCGAGCCCAUCAAGAGCUGUCCCCGCUGCACGGACAAGGUGCUCCGUGUGGAGCAGAGCGGCCUGGGCACCGUGUUCAUGUGCACGCACGGCGGCAGUCGGUACGGGAGCUCCGGCUGCCGCCGAACCUACCUCUCGCAGCGGGACCUGCAGGCGCACAUCAACCACAGACAUGUGGCGCCGCAGCCGCCACCGUUGAACCAACUGCCACAGCUGCCGUCCAUGGCGGAGCAGCCGAAAAUGACGGAUCUGGGCGGCGUCGGUCUGGGCCUGGAGUUGCACAAGCAGCGCAAGCUCUCCGAGUCGUCUGUCCCCGUGUCCGUUUCCGCCUCCAUUGCCCGCCCCCUAUCACGACCACUGACCGGCGUCGGAGGCAUCGGUAGCAUACCGCCGCCAGGAUCCGCAGCUGCCCAAAACGCCAUCCACGGCGGCCACUCGACGCUGACGCUGGCCAAUUUGGCCAGGAUCAACAAUGCCAAUGCCCAGGACUGUCAUCAGGGCAAGGCCUCGCUGCACCACAGCCUCAAGAAGGGUCCGCCCCACCAGUCCGAGUCGGUGGCCGAUGCCUCCUACUACAGCAGCGUGCUGGCCUCCUUUGGCAGUGCGGCCGGAGGAUCAGCAUCGGGUUCGGGCCCACCGGGAGGCGUGUCAGCAAGCGGACAGUCAGCUGCAGCUGGAGGACCAGGGGCCCAGGGUGGUGGCUCCGGCUCCGCAGAGACGUCAGCUGGUGGCUCGGGUGGCAACUGGCAGCAAUCGCAAUACUACAGAUAAGGGGCGAACCAAAACCCACAGGGGCGGCAGGUUUUCACGCAGGCACGGCUUUUAAUUAAGUGAACUACAUGUAUGUUAAGAAGAAAAUGAUUAAAAGUAUUUUACGGGGUAAAAGCAACCCGAAAAUUGAAA
Messenger RNA from Drosophila biarmipes, 1626 nucleotides. RefSeq names its product E3 ubiquitin-protein ligase Hakai (gene Hakai). NCBI's taxonomy places the organism in Eukaryota, Metazoa, Arthropoda, Insecta, Diptera, Drosophilidae. The transcript has 3 exons. Bases 121 to 1494 code for a protein of 457 amino acids. The record is from RefSeq and is a predicted model, not a curated record. Gene Ontology annotation, biological process: regulation of cell adhesion; protein ubiquitination. Gene Ontology annotation, molecular function: ubiquitin protein ligase activity.